UCUUCUUCUUCUUCUUCUUCAAAGUCAUGUUAGGGUUUCUUCAUUCUCAUCUUCUCUCUAAUGCCACAUCUGGGUGGCUCUCUUUUUUGAGAGAGAGCAUGUCGUUUCUUCUCCUGCUUUAAUUUGGCUUUUGUUUGGCGUUUUUUCAAGCUCGUUUGAGAAGAACCAGGAAACUGAAACGGAACAAGUUUUUCUGUGAUAUCGAGCUGCGAGUGUGAGUUUUUUUGUGUAUGUGAGUUGUUGUUAAGCUGAAAAGCCAGGAUUUUUGAAGGAAAGUUUGGAUUUUUUUGGGGAGGUUUUGUUUUUAUUGAGAAAAUUUUAAGAAAUAAAAUUGAGAGAGAGAAAAAAAGAGAGUUGUUUACAGCUUGUUGAUCAACCAAUAACUGAAAGGGUUUUAGAAAAAAAACCAUCCAUUUGGCUGUUUUUCACCUUAAACACAUCAUAACACAUAAGCUUUUAUCACUCUCUUCUCUCUCUUUUACAAACACAUCACAAGCGACGGACUUUACUAAGAAACAAGAAUCUUUAACUCUUAAAAACCCAAAACUCGCUACCUGGAUUUGCAAGAAAUGGCUAUGGUGAUGGCGCAGCAACAGAGAGAGAGUAGUAGUGGGAGUAUCAAUAAGCACCAACUUGAUAGUGGAAAGUAUGUUCGUUACACGGCUGAGCAAGUGGAGGCUCUUGAGAGAGUAUAUGCUGAGUGUCCCAAACCCAGUUCAUUGCGUAGGCAGCAGUUGAUCCGUGAGUGUCCCAUUCUCUCCAACAUUGAGCCCAAACAGAUCAAAGUUUGGUUUCAAAAUCGAAGGUGUCGAGAGAAGCAGAGAAAAGAGGCUUCAAGACUCUCAACUGUGAACAGAAAAUUGACGGCUAUGAACAAGCUGUUGAUGGAGGAGAAUGAUCGGUUGCAGAAACAGGUGUCGCAGCUGGUGUGUGAAAAUGGCUAUAUGCGCCAACAGUUGCAAACGGCAACAGCGGCAACUGAUGGGAGCUGUGACUCUGCGGUGACCACUCCUCAGCAUUCACUGAGAGAUGCCAAUAACCCUGCUGGACUCCUCUCCAUAGCGGAGGAGACCUUGGCAGAGUUCCUUUCAAAGGCUACAGGAACUGCUGUCGAUUGGGUCCAGAUGCCUGGGAUGAAGCCUGGUCCGGAUUCGGUUGGGAUCUUUGCCAUUUCACAAAGUUGCAGUGGAGUGGCAGCUCGAGCCUGCGGUCUUGUCAGUUUAGAACCUACGAAGAUUGCAGAGAUCCUUAAAGAUCGUCCAUCUUGGUUCCGGGACUGUCGGAGCCUUGAAGUUUUCACAAUGUUCCCAGCUGGGAAUGCUGGAACAAUUGAACUUGUAUACACACAGGCAUAUGCCCCAACUACUCUGGCUCCUGCACGUGAUUUCUGGACUCUAAGAUACACUACGAGUUUAGACAAUGGAAGUCUUGUGGUCUGUGAGAGGUCUCUUUCUGGUUCUGGGGCUGGACCAAAUCCAGCAGCUGUUACUCAAUUUGUGAGAGCAGAAAUGCUUCCUAGUGGUUAUCUGAUUCGUCCUUGUGAUGGUGGAGGGUCAAUCAUCCAUAUUGUCGACCACCUGAAUCUUGAGGCAUGGAGUGUGCCAGAGGUGUUGCGACCACUUUAUGAAUCGUCAAAAGUAGUGGCCCAAAGAAUGACUAUCGCAGCUCUGCGUUAUAUCAGGCAAAUAGCUCAAGAGACUAGUGGUGAGGUAGUUUAUGGGUUGGGAAGGCAGCCAGCUGUUCUCAGAACUUUCAGCCAAAGAUUAAGCAGAGGUUUUAAUGAUGCUAUCAAUGGAUUUAAUGAUGAUGGCUGGUCAUUGAUGAAUUGUGAUGGUGCUGAAGACGUGAUAAUCGCAGUAAAUUCAACUAAGGGUCUGAAUGCCACUUCCAACAAUGCUAAUUCCCUUUCAUUUCUUGGUGGUAUUCUCUGUGCAAAGGCUUCCAUGUUACUCCAAAAUGUUCCUCCUGCAGUGCUUGUGCGUUUCCUACGGGAGCAUCGUUCAGAGUGGGCCGAUUUCAAUGUUGAUGCCUAUUCUGCUGCAUCAUUAAAAGCUGGUUCCUUUGCAUAUCCAGGAAUGAGGCCUACAAGAUUUACUGGAAGCCAAAUCAUCAUGCCCCUUGGGCACACAAUUGAACACGAAGAGUUGCUUGAAGUGAUUCGACUUGAAGGGCAUUCUCUUGCACAAGAAGACGCUUUUGUGUCGAGGGAUAUUCAUCUACUGCAGAUAUGUAGUGGAGUUGAUGAAAAUGCUGUGGGAGCAUGUUCUGAACUGGUCUUUGCUCCAAUCGAUGAGAUGUUUCCAGAUGAUGGUCCAUUGCUACCCUCUGGUUUCCGUAUUAUCCCAUUGGAUUCAAAAACGCCUGAUACCCAAGAUACAUUGACUACACAUCGGACCCUAGAUCUUACAUCCAGUCUGGAAGUUGGUCCAGUGACAAACCAUGCUGCUGGAGAUUCGUCAUCGUGUCAGAACACACGAUCGGUAUUGACAAUUGCCUUCCAGUUCCCUUUUGAGAGCAAUCUACAGGAUAAUGUCGCAACUAUGGCACGUCAGUACGUCCGUAGUGUGAUUUCAUCCGUCCAAAGAGUGGCCAUGGCAAUAACUCCAUCAGGAUUGAGCCCAACUGUGGGACCCAAGCUCUCACCAGGCUCUCCAGAAGCACUUACAUUAGCUCACUGGAUCUGCCAAAGCUAUAGCUUCCAUUUAGGGGCAGAGUUGUUCAGAUCUGAUUCUGUUGUUGGUGACUCUGUGUUGAAGCAUCUUUGGCAUCAUCAGGAUGCCAUAUUGUGCUGUUCAUUGAAGUCGCUUCCAGUUUUCAUCUUUGCAAACCAAGCAGGCCUUGACAUGCUGGAGACAACUUUAGUGGCUCUACAAGAUAUCUCACUGGAUAAAAUUUUUGAUGAGUCUGGACGAAAGUCAUUAUGUGCUGACUUCGCCAAGUUAAUGCAGCAGGGUUUCACUUAUUUGCCGGCGGGCAUCUGCAUGUCAACGAUGGGGCGCCAUGUUUCAUACGAACAAGCAGUUGCAUGGAAAGUCCUUGCUGCAGAAGAGAAUACUGUCCACUGUCUUGCCUUCUCCUUUGUAAACUGGUCUUUUGUGUGAACAGUUAAAUUUAUUUGUCCAACAUAUUUCCCUCCAGUUAAAUAUGAAAAAAAGAGAAGGGAAUAUGAAAAAAAAAAA
This is a messenger RNA of Pistacia vera, 3179 nucleotides long. Its product is annotated as homeobox-leucine zipper protein REVOLUTA. The transcript has 18 exons. Gene Ontology annotation, molecular function: lipid binding; DNA-binding transcription factor activity; DNA binding. The record is from RefSeq and is a predicted model, not a curated record. Bases 570 to 3101 code for a protein of 843 amino acids. NCBI's taxonomy places the organism in Eukaryota, Viridiplantae, Streptophyta, Magnoliopsida, Sapindales, Anacardiaceae.